Messenger RNA from Lucilia sericata (common green bottle fly), 603 nucleotides. Its product is annotated as crustapain-like. The coding region runs from base 99 to 335 and encodes 78 amino acids. NCBI's taxonomy places the organism in Eukaryota, Metazoa, Arthropoda, Insecta, Diptera, Calliphoridae. The record is from RefSeq and is a predicted model, not a curated record. The transcript is spliced from 2 exons.
ACAAUUUUAGUUAAACAUCUGUUUAUUUACUCCAACAUUAAAGUACUUGUGUUAAUUUUUUUUUUGUAUUUUAAUUUUUCGGAUCAGUCACAAUAAAAAUGGCAACCAUAACGGACGAAGAGUGGGAAGAAUACAAGAAAAAAAACAAUAAAGUGUACGGCGAUGAAGGCGAGGAACGGCGUAGACGUGCCAUCGUGGCUCAGCGUAAGAAAAUCGUCGAGGAACAUAAUCUAAAAUAUAAAAAAGGUGAAGUUGAAUAUCAGGGACGUCUUAAUUCCAUGUCCGAUUAUACGGAUGAAGAAAGAACACGCAUGCAUGGUUUUCAAAUGACAUGAACAAAAUCAAAAAAAAAAUAAGAAAACAAAAACAAAACUUUCGACGUGCGUGUCUGGACUGAUAAGAAAAAAUUUGAUAAUUUUCUAAGAAAUUUUUAGUUUAGUUUAGUUAAUUAAAGUAAAUUUUUUUUAUAAACAUAACGCGUUUAUGUUAAAAAGAAAUUUUCAUUUUUAUGUUUGUUAAAAAAAAAAAAACUAAAAAACACAUGCAGUAUAUUGUAAUAAUGAUGUUAAAUGUAAACAAUAAUAAAGAUUACUACAAAUUUAA